UUAUGAUUUUUCACAAUAUAACCCAUACAUAGCUCUAUACAUGAAAGAAGUUGUAGCACGUCGCCUCCUUCCUCUUUAUUUCCACGACGCACUUUGACCAAGUUGACGCACCGCGCGCCGUGCGUAGUUGCGUCGUGGAGGAGGCGUUGGUGCAUCGUACCACUGCUGCUGCCCCUACCUCUACCGCUGCUGCUGCUGCUGACACUGUAACCGGCUAUCCUUCACCGAGACGGGGAGCAAACCUGACACGCUGCGGAAAAACACCUCAUUUGAAGAGAGUGGAUCUGUCGGUGUAAGUCGCCCUUUUCCAGAGACUCGGCAGCAGCUUCAAAAUGAUCAAGAACGGUCAUCAUCACCACCAAGUGAACACAGCAGCCGGGAAAGACGCAGGGACGACCCCGGGCGCUGCAGCGUGCAGUCCUGAGAAGAGGAGGCGUAGAAUCCGUGUUUGGUGCGAUGGCUGCUAUGACAUGGUGCAUUACGGCCACUCAAAUCAGCUGCGACAGGCCAAAGCUAUGGGAGAUUACCUCAUUGUUGGAGUUCACACAGACAGUGAAAUUGCAAAGCACAAGGGUCCACCUGUCUUCACUCAGGCAGAAAGAUAUAAGAUGGUGCGUGCCAUAAAAUGGGUGGAUGAAGUUGUGGAAGGAGCUCCUUAUGUCACCACUCUCGAGACAUUAGACAAGUACAACUGUGACUUCUGUGUGCAUGGAGAUGAUAUAACACUGACAGUGGAUGGAAAAGAUACGUAUGAAGAGGUGAAGAAGUCAGGACGCUACAGAGAGUGUAAGAGGACUCAGGGAGUUUCAACCACAGACCUGGUUGGGCGAAUGCUCCUGAUGACCAAAGCACACCACAGCAACAUUGACAGUUCAGACUAUCAGCAGCAUACAGACAACUUUGGAAAGAAGGGUCACAGUCCUUGGACAGGAGUGUCCCAGUUCCUGCAGACCUCACAGAAGAUCAUUCAGUUUGCCUCAGGCCAGGAGCCUCAACCAGGAGACGUCAUCAUCUAUGUAGCAGGAGCCUUCGACCUCUUCCACAUUGGCCAUGUGGACUUCCUGGAAGCAGUACACAAGCUUGCAGAAAAGCCAUACAUUAUAGUGGGGUUGCACUUCGACCAGGAGGUGAAUCGUUACAAAGGGAAAAACUACCCCAUCAUGAACAUCCAUGAGAGAACGCUCAGCGUCCUGGCUUGUCGAUAUGUGUCAGAAGUUGUGAUUGGUGCACCGUUUGCAGUCACAAAAGAUUUGCUGGACCAUUUAAAGGUGGAUCUUGUUUGUCAUGGGAAGACAGAAAUAUAUCCUGACAAGGAUGGAUCUGACCCAUACGCUGAGCCGAGGAGAAAAGGAAUCCUGCGUAUGGUUGAUAGUGGGAACAGCCUCACUACAGAUGCUAUUGUGCAAAGGAUAAUCAAAAACAGGUUGCUAUUUGAGGCAAGGAAUCAGAAAAAGGAGGCCAAAGAGAUUGCUGUGAUUCAGGCCAUGAAGCGACAACAGGAAGAUAAGACUAAAGAAAGAGCCCAAGCUGUGUUGUAGGUGUCACCAACUGUGGCCUCAACUUAACACUGACAAGAUCAAUUAACGUUAACUCCUGUACAGUUAAAUGAACUAUUUUGUAAGUGUUAUGGCACUUUCUGCACAUGGUCCUGGCUAAUAACAGAAGCCUUUUAUUAAUGCCAGGUGGUCUGCUGUGGCAGCUACUUGUGGCUGUAAUAGGAUAAAUGAUAAGUCAGUACUAGGAAGAUGUCACUGCGUCUUGAAAUGUUUAUUUUAUGUCUUUGGAUAUUUCCAAAUUCCUCACGUACUUAUUUUUGCCUUCAAAAACAAAGAUUGAAUAUUAUCACGACUUCUGAGCGCAUGAGGUGUGAAAGCUGGAUAUGUUGGUUCAGGCAUUUAAUUACAAAACAAGAAAGUGAUUUGAUAUAUAAUUUCUGUGGGGUUGUUGCUGCAUUUUGCCUAGUAACAGGCUUAGCCCCACAACUAAUCAGUCUGUGUAUAUAUACUGUAUGUAUGUAAGUAUUAUAAUGUGACUGCAGGCUCUCUGCAGGUCUCUGAAACCACUACAAAACCAGGGGAGAUUUUUCCCUGCUUUUCUCUUCUAACGACCGUCAGAAGUAAGACUAUGUUAAAACUUUUACUCUUUCUGGACCUCAUGUACUGUGCAACCAUAUACUACUCCACUCUGCACUGACUGGUCUGAAGUCAUCAGAAUUGUUCUGUUUUAAUAAUAGUCUUUUUUCUUUUCUUUUUUUAACUUCAAACUGUACACUGUCGAGACCUGAAGGUCAAAAGUUUUAAUGCAAUUCUUUUUUAAACAAACGCUCCUUUGAGUAAAGAUAGUAUAGAGAAAAACUACACUUUUAACCUUUAGCUUUCUUAGCAUAAGAAGAGAAAUAUGACAAAUGCAAAGUGUUGUUGACUUGAACAUGAAGUAGACUUCAUUCUGUCACUUGAGUCCUGAAUGAUUUAACCUCUGUGUCUAUAUCAAAUGGAAUUAAAUAAUAUAUUUUU
This is a messenger RNA of Melanotaenia boesemani (Boeseman's rainbowfish), 2513 nucleotides long. RefSeq names its product ethanolamine-phosphate cytidylyltransferase-like. Gene Ontology annotation, cellular component: cytoplasm. Gene Ontology annotation, biological process: phosphatidylethanolamine biosynthetic process. Gene Ontology annotation, molecular function: ethanolamine-phosphate cytidylyltransferase activity. The transcript is spliced from 13 exons. NCBI's taxonomy places the organism in Eukaryota, Metazoa, Chordata, Actinopteri, Atheriniformes, Melanotaeniidae. Bases 333 to 1538 code for a protein of 401 amino acids. The record is from RefSeq and is a predicted model, not a curated record.